Molecule: messenger RNA, 1266 nt
Organism: Colletotrichum paranaense
Lineage: Eukaryota; Fungi; Ascomycota; Sordariomycetes; Glomerellales; Glomerellaceae
Product: cyclopropane-fatty-acyl-phospholipid synthase
Exons: 4
Coding region: 1-1266 (421 amino acids)
Biological process (GO): cellular response to biotic stimulus
Source: RefSeq, a predicted model, not a curated record
AUGCCUUCCCUCGGUCAAAGCUUGGCCCUGGUGUACGUCAUCGUAGUCCAGGUGCUCUACCUCUCCUUCGGCACCAGAGGAGGAAUCAUCAUCGACCUCAUUCUGACCGCUUUUAUAGCAGUCCCCGUCACCGCUGGAAUCCGGCUCAUUGCCUCCGCCAUCAGCCCUCGCGCCAGCAAGACCGUCCUCCCUGGUCGUCCUAUCGAAUACUACAUGACAUUCAAGCAUCCGGCAAAUGUCAAGUACCGCGGCAAGAGAAAGAUCCCGAUGGCUACCUUCUGCCAGAUGCAGCUCGAUGGAGACAGACAUGACUGGGCUUCUUUCCGCCUGACCUUCGGUCUCAUCUACUUCGUCCUCUUCAAGCUCAUCCCAAAUGUUGUUGAGAAUCUCUGCUUUCAUAAUGACGGAGAUAUCCAUCCAGCCCACGAGGAACUCGAUCUAGGCAUACUCCGCGGCUUCCUGGGACCCCGGAUGAUGUACACUUCAGGUCUCGUCCGCGACACCAACAAGCAAGAGUUCCUCGAGGAACUCGAGAACAAUAAGCUCGGCGUCAUCUGCGAAAAGAUCCACCUCAAUCCGUACGACAGAGUCCUCAGCGUCGGCUACGGGUGGGAAGCGUUCGCCAACUACGCCCGUCGUAUCUUCCCUCACGUCCCAUCCACUGGUCUCAACCACGUCGCCGAGUACACCAACAUCGCUCCCAUCAAAGGCGGCUACAAGAAAAUCGUCUGCACGUAUCUAGCCGAGCACAAAGGCCCCGACAACUUCAUGGCUCUGCACAACGGCCCCGGCGAGUACUCAGACUUUUUCGAGCCCAUUCAAGGCCUGCUCGCCGACGACGGCAUCUUCUUCCUCGAGGUCGCGGGCGGUAAUGAGUCCUGGCAGUACGAGGGUCUCGUAUGGAGACUCCUGAUGGUCAGGUGCGUCUGCCCCGACGCCGUCCCUUAUGCCUCGCUCGCAUCCUUGAUCAACCAGCUCGAGACCGCCGGCUUCAGAGCUAAUAGUGUGGAAAACGUUGGUCGCCACUACUCUGAGACGGUUCGGAAGUGGUACGGUAACUUUGUGCGAAAUCGAGAGGCUCUGAUGGCCAUGUAUGGCCCCAAGAUCUACCGGACAUUCGAGUUCUUCCUGGCUUACCUGAUCAUCAUCUUCGAUCAAGGCAGCGCCAACACUUACCAGAUUGUCGUCACCAAGAAUCCCAGUUCUGUCGACCGAACCAAGUCUGAGCCUGUAGUUGAGGAGUCUUCUUGGGAUCUCUGCGAGUAG